Molecule: messenger RNA, 2118 nt
Organism: Nicotiana tabacum (common tobacco)
Lineage: Eukaryota; Viridiplantae; Streptophyta; Magnoliopsida; Solanales; Solanaceae
Source: RefSeq, a predicted model, not a curated record
AUGCCAUUUGACAAAAUCAAUGAGAUUAAAGACUUAAAUACCCAUUUGGGUUCUUUUAAUUCUUGUUUUUCUGAUCUCUCAUUAGCUCUUUUGGCUGCAAAGAACCUACUUUUAGCUGCUAAUGAAUUUGACACCAAGAUCCCUUCUGGUUCAGCGGCGAAGAAAAUACUUUUUCAGUUUCAAUGUGUUACAUGGAAAUUGGAGAAAGCCCUUGAUAGCUUGCCAUAUGAUCAUUUUGACAUAUCAGAAGAAGUGCGAGAGCAGGUUGAAUUGGUCAGAAUACAGUUGAGACGAGCCACAGAAAGAUAUAGUGGCCCUGUAAAUUCAAAUUUAUUAUCUCGAUCAUUGUCUCAACCGCUGGACAAGGAGAUUGAUCCACUCCAUUCAGGAAAUAGUGGAAUAGCAAGUUUACAUAUAGAGAAUAUUGGCAAUAUUGAUCAUGACGUUAGGCCAAAAGUUAGACGUGUUCCUCAGGGUAGUGUUCCAAAUGGAAGUGCUUGCAGUCAAAUAGUUCAGGAGUCAGAGAGAAUAGGAAAUUCAUCCAAAAUGUCCGAGGUUGGUGUUCCGGAGAUUUCUGGUUCGACUAGAGAAGAUGACUCUCCGUUUAAGAGUCACACGGAGAGUGAAAAGCUCGACUGUCCUGUAAUUCCUGUCGAGUUUCUUUGCCCAAUAUCCCUUGAGCUCAUGAGGGAUCCUGUUAUUGUCGCUGCCACAGGACAGACUUAUGAGAGAUCCUACAUACAACAAUGGAUAGAUGGUGGGCACACAACAUGCCCAAAAACUCAGCAACAACUCCAAAAUCUCACGCUCACCCCAAAUUACGCACUGCGAAAUCUUAUUAGUGAUUGGUGUGCAAAGAACAAUAUAGAGCAGUCAACCACAUUUGCAAAUGGGAAAAUAAAGAAAGGUGAUGGAUCAUUUCGCUAUGUUAGUCGGGAAGUAGCGGCUAUUGAGGUAAUUGUACGCAAGCUUUCAAGCAGGUCCAUCGAAGAUUGCAGGGCUGCAGUAGCCGAGAUCCGUUCACUUUCUAAAAGAAGCACGGAGAACAGAAUUUUGAUUGCUGAAGCGGGAGCAAUUCCAGUCUUAGUUAAAUUAUUGACGUCUGAAGACAGGCAGAUACAAGAAAAUGCUGUCACUGCUAUUCUUAACCUUUCUAUAUUUGAUGAGAACAAAGGUAUUAUAAUGCUUGCCGGUGCUAUUCCUUCUAUCGUUCAAGUUCUCAGAGCGGGGAGCAUGGAAGCAAGAGAAAAUGCAGCAGCAACCAUUUUUAGUUUGUCACUCGGCGAUGAGAAUAAAAUAUUAAUAGGUGGAUCCGGGGCCAUACCAGCACUCAUUGAUUUGCUUCUGACCGGAAAUAUAAGAGGGAAGAAAGAUGCUGCAUCAGCUUUGUUUAAUUUAUGCAUAUAUCAAGGAAACAAGGGUCGGGCUGUUCGGGCAGGGAUUAUACCAGCCCUGCUAAAAAUACUGACGGAUUCAAUGGUUGAUGAGGCUUUGACCAUUCUUUCAGUCCUAGCCAACCACCAGGAAGCUAAGGCGGCCAUAACAAGAGCUAGCACAAUCCCAGUAUUGAUAGAUCUUCUAAGGACAGGUUUACCUCGUAAUAAAGAGAAUGCGGCUGCCAUCUUACUCUCGUUGUGCAAGAGAGAUUCUGAGAAUCUUGCUUGCCUUUGUAGGCUUGGUGCGGUUAUACCUCUUUCGGAGCUUGCUAAGAGUGGCACCGAGAGAGCCAAGAGGAAGGCUACUUCAUUGUUGGAGUACCUAAGAAAGUCUCAGCAGCUCUAACAGGUGUUGUAGCAGUUAGAUUCUCAUUAUUUGUUUCUUUAAUUCUUAUUUGACCACGAAAAUUACACGAUAUCUUUUUAGAGUGUGAUCUAAGAAAACAAGCAUGAGAACAAUCUCAUUCUCAUUGCUUUAUAUAUAUCUAAUUUACUGAGUUUGAAUGUGCCAUAGACUGGUUUGACCUUUUUUUUUCAACUACCAGUUCAUUACAUUUGACGCGAACGGGGCGUAAAGAACGGGGCAUUUUGAUAUUUGGAGAAAUGUACUUUAUGUAUCCUUUCCAUUGCCUUUUUUGUGUUGUGGUCAUUUGAAUUAACAAGUCGACUAGUAUUACAUCAA